UUUACACAUUCAGAGCCUACUUUAAUUACACUUUGACCUGGGCUUCUCCUAAUGACCUCAGCUAGAUUAUAUGCAAAUUGAAAGUAUGGUCCAGUAGCUCUCUUCAAUGGUAUACAUCGGGCGGACUAAUGUUAUUCCUGCUAUACUCCUAUGCAAGUAGCGUGUCUUGGCAUUUAUUGAGUGCAGACUAACGGUUUUAUCCCCGUUGGACGAACCGCAAUCUACCAAACUCCAACUUCGAUAUACUAGCGACUAUACCCUAGCGAAUACUUUUCCAAUUCUUAUUACAUCAAUUCGGAAAUCAAAGCGGAAUCUUACUACGACCAGACCACCCCCUCAAUUCCAACAUUUACCGCCAAUGGACAGCCCCCUCCUCUCCCCCACCAAAGCGCGACAAGCAGCCAUCCAGGCCAAAGACUGGGCCUACGUCAACUCCUGGCUCAGUCGUCACUACGCCCCGAACCCAGUUCCCACAUUCGAGCGAAACGAAGAUACACUGCGGACAUUGCUUGCCCUAGCGGCCGCCAACGAUACCGCCGACGAGGAAGCGGCCCUCGUACACCAGGCACGCGAACAAGCCGUGCAGGGAUUCAAGGCGCGCGAAGAGACCGAAGAGAAACAGAAGAAGGAGAUACUUGACGAGCUGGAGCUUUGUCUCGACGAUAGGGGGGAGCAGGAUCUGGACGAUCUGGCGAAAUCGGCUGCUGCGUUGGGUGCGCUGAGCGCGGAUGCGGGACACCUGGGGCAGUCGGUUAUCGAACUGACGAAGGAGGAAUUUGGCGUUCAGGAUCAGUUGGCGAAGGUGGAUAUGCUACAUGAUUAUCUGCAGAGGGAAUUAGAAGCGCUGCGUCGGCAACUGGAUGAACUCAGGUCUGAUCCGGCUUAUCAGGUUCCGGCUGAUCUGCCGGCUAAGACGGCUGAGUGGACGAAAGGUACGAAAGCUCUCGCUGCUAAAGUGGGCGAGUAUCAGGAUCGGAUUGCUACUUUGAAGAGAAAUCAGAGUAAAGGGCCUACGUUGGAAGAAUUGCUGGCGGAAGAGGAAGACGUCAAGAAGCUUAUGAACACGGUCAAAACUUUGGAACAUCGACUUCAGCUGUUCCAUGACCUUCCUACAGAUGUCCAAGGGGCGCGGGCUAAGUAUCGGGAGUUGCUAGAGGAACUCAAUGAGCUUACCCAGGAACGAGACUCGAAUCUUGAUCAAUCCGUACGGGGAAAGUGAAAUGGUUCAGAAUAUUGGGUUCUGAUUAUAUCAUAUAGUCAUUAACCGACACGGAAUACUAAGCUUAAAACAGUACAUGAGGAUUAAGUCAUCAAAUCAUAAAAUUAUCCAUGAUGAACGGCCACAGGCGAUCCCCCACACACAAGCUUAGUGUGGCGCCCUCCUUCAUCUUCUGCUGGGUGGACUUGGCGGAGUCGGGAGUGAGCUCCUCCUUGGCCUCUGCG
Messenger RNA from Aspergillus pseudonomiae, 1443 nucleotides. RefSeq lists its product as uncharacterized. Gene Ontology annotation, biological process: spindle assembly. The record is from RefSeq and is a predicted model, not a curated record. The transcript is spliced from 2 exons. Lineage: Eukaryota; Fungi; Ascomycota; Eurotiomycetes; Eurotiales; Aspergillaceae. Gene Ontology annotation, cellular component: cytosol; HAUS complex. Bases 359 to 1219 code for a protein of 286 amino acids.